Nematocida homosporus is the source of this 1836-nucleotide messenger RNA. Its product is annotated as actin-related protein 5. Gene Ontology annotation, biological process: regulation of DNA-templated transcription. The transcript has a single exon. Lineage: Eukaryota; Fungi; Microsporidia. Gene Ontology annotation, cellular component: cytoplasm; Ino80 complex. The coding region runs from base 1 to 1836 and encodes 611 amino acids. The record is from RefSeq and is a predicted model, not a curated record.
AUGGCGCACAACACAAACCAUAUGAGUAUGCUUAUCAUAGAUAACGGAACCUUUGAAUGCCGCGCUGGUUUGACCUCUGGGACCGAUCCUCUCAUUAGAAUGAAGAAUCAAGUUUGCCGGAUUAAGGAAAAAGACGGUAAAUUAGCCUAUGCAGUUGAAGGAGCGAAAAGAAGACGUAUUUCUAGCUCAACAACAAUCAAGUGCAUGUUUGAUGGACCAGUUGUAUAUAAUUAUGAGGUUUUUGAAGGCACAAUUGCUGCUUUGUUAGCAGAGUUAGGUACAAAACGACCAGAUACGUUGAUUAUGACUGAAUGCCUGCUUAAUCCACGUAUGUUUAAGAUACAGGCCUUAUCAGUGGCUUUUGAAACUUUUCGGUUUAAACAAGUUCAAUUUGGUUAUGAUUUUAUCUAUGCUUAUGAAUACAAUUGGCGUAAUAAUGAUAAGAUGGAUAAAUCGGUUGAAUUUAAACGGCCUUUUUGUGAUGUAGUGAUUGCUAUGGGACAUCAGGGCAUAACUACUGUACCAAUUGAUCCAUUGACUAAACGCAUUAUUUACCAGCAAGCAACUUUCUUGCCUUUAGGAGGACUACUAGCCCAGCAGUUGUUUGUUGAAUCAGUCUCUUCUAAGUAUUACAGCACCGGAGCCAAAAUACCUAAGGAAGAGAUAGAGGCGCAGUUUCGUGAGAUAAGAGUGGCUGAAGAUUACUUUGCCGAAAUAGAAGAGGUUGUCCGCGAAGGAAAGGGCAACGUACGCCUAAUGCCACCGGCCAAAGAGAAGCCACCUAAGCCAAAGAUCUUUCCCAGGAAGAAAGUCAAAGUUGGGGCCGUAGCCAAGACAAGUGAGGCGGCCGGUGAUGAAAUAGGAGAGGGCGAAAUAGGCGAAGAUAAUGAAGUAGGGGAUGAAGUAGGGGAGGGAGAAGAAGUAGGAGAGGGAGAAGAGUUGGGAGAAGAAGUAGGCGAAGAUGAAGUUGUGGUGGAUGCGGAUCCAGCGGUAGUAGCCGAGGAAGAGUUGCGGAAGAUGAAAAGAGAGAAGCUAAUUAGGGGGGCAACAGAGCAUCGGAAUAAGCAGAAGGUAGUUAAGUGCUUGCAAAGACUGGAAAGUAGGAUUCUUUUCUUGGAAGAUAGAUUGUUGUUGAUUUCAAAACCAGAAGAGUUUAUGGGGAUUAGGAAGGAACGAUUGCAGUACUUGGAGAAAUGGGUCAAGAAACGUAACUUUGUGCGCAAUGAGUUAAAGAACAAGAAAAGUCAGUACUCCUUGGCUUUGCUUAAACAAACCUUAGCAGCUGCUAAUCAAGAGCCAACUAUAGAGACUUCUGUGCUACUAGAUGAUAUUCAAGAUGCCCAAGGGAGUGAUGAAGCCUUGUUGGAAGAGAUAGACCAAAUAGAUGCGUUUUUAAGACAUCAUGAUCCGACUUAUCAGUCAAAAGAAGAGAAUCUUUUUGAUCGGAUUAGAAAUGGGUAUGGGAAAGAUCGUGGAGGGAUUAACAUUAAUAUCGAAUUUAUUAGAAUAACUGAAGCGAUCUUUAAUCCGGGUCUAGUUGGAAUUGAUAAUCCAGGAGUUGUUGAGAGUUUAGCUGAUAUCUUUAAGCGACAAGAUGUGCGUAAUAUCUUUCUGACGGGUGGAUUUAGUCAGAUCAAAGGCUUAAAAGAAAGGAUUGCCCGUGAGAUCAAGCCUUUUAGAUACUUCCCCAACACGCCUAAUAUUGUGGAUGCUUUAGAUCCAGUGAAUGAUGCGUUUAAAGGGGCUUCCUUAGCAUCUGAAUACUUUCCAACCUACACUUUGGAAGAGUACAAGAAGAAGGGUGAAGAUCUUGUUCCUAGCGCGGAAUACGAGUAA